GCAGCUGAGAGAGUGAGUGAGUCACCUGAUGAAACUUUCUUACUCUUCACUUCAGUUUCUACACAUACUCAAGAGUAAUGUCCUUCUGGGUGUUUCUCUGAUAGUCACUGGCUCUGGUCACUUGGUGGCAGCAUCUGCUCUGAAUUGUCUCUGUGACCUUGCUGAGUCAUCCAAUAUUUGCAUUUGAGCUGGGUUUUCCACUCUGGAACAGCAGAAAGGUUUACACGUGGAGGAGGAGGAAGUGGGACAAAAGGCUGCAGGGAUGAUUUCCUCAGCUUUAUCAAGACAGCUCAGUCACACUGGAGCAGAUAGAACAGAGCAACAAUGAAGUAACUGAGUUCAUCAGCACGGUGUGGCUUCCAAGCUCUUCAGUGAGAUUCAGGAACUGCCGGCUGACAAAAAGUGCCUGAGCCAGUUAUUCUCUGGAAGUGAGGCUCGGCAGAAGGACUGGAGACAUGGCAGAUACAGCAGCUGUAGAAGCAGCUCCCAUCACCAAACAGCAGCUGUGUGGUGUCUGCUCAGGUGUGCUGAGUGGAGACAAGCAGGCGCCCUGUGGUCACUCUGUUUGCAGCUCCUGCCACGGGGACAAAAGUAAAAGAUGUCCAGAGUGUCUGAAGAGUCCUGACAAGCCUGAAGCUGCUGACGGUCUCAAACAGAACGGAACUGAGGCUGAAUCUCCAGUGAUUAACAGCAAAGAGGAGCAAAAUCUGGACUCUAAGACAGCAGAGGAGAUCAAAAUCCAAGAAGAUCUGAAGGAGUCCGAUGACCCCGAGAAGCCGGAGGAGGAGAAGAAAGAACCAGAAGAACAGAUAGCUGGAGAGAAAAAUGGAGCAAAAGAGGAGGUAAAAGAAGAAGAGGUGAAAGAGGAACCUUUGGGCCCCGACGAUGUGGUGUGUGACUCGUGUAUUGAAAGCCCCUCCAGGGCCCUGAAGUCCUGCCUCACUUGCCUGGUGUCAUACUGCGAGGCCCACCUCCGGCCUCACCUGGAGAACCCAAAGUUUCAGAACCACCGGCUGGUGGACCCGCUCAGGGACAUCGAAAGGAGGACCUGCGAGAACCACAAGUGGCCCCUGGAGAUUUUCUGCUGUGCUGACGCCUGCUGCAUCUGUCAGGACUGUGUGACGGAGGAGCACAAGGGCCACAACACCGUACCUGUGGUGGAGGCUCGCAAACAAAUAGAAAAGGAACUGAGGGAGAAGAAGACUGAGAUGGUUAAGACGGUGACAGCAGCCGAGAACGCCAUCAACAAACUUCAGCUAAACACAGUCUCCAUUGAGCAAUCUGUGACUGAGGUACGAGCGGUGAUCGAGACCCAGUUCGAGGAGCUGCAGGUGGUGAUGGAGCGGGCCAAGAGGGAGGUCACGGAGAUCCUGGAGGGCGAGGAGAAGCAGGCGCUGAAGCAGGCCGAGGGCAUCCGGGUACACCUGGAGCAGAGGUGCACCGAGCUGAAGAAGACUCAGGCGCAGGUGGAGAAGCUCUCCAGGAACAAGAAUGAUGUGGAUUUCUUACAGGAGUACUCCGAGUGGAAGAAAGAAGCCACUGAUAUUUCUCUGCCUGGGGUCUACAUCGGCCUGAUGGAUCGUCUGAAUUCCUUCAGUCGUGUGAUCGUAGACUCCACGCAGGAACUCUGCACCAUGAUCGUGUCUUCAUACAUAGAAAAAGUUAAAGAGACGUGCAAGAAUGACAAAAUGGGAAUAAAGACGACAGUUCAUGCCAUCGUUGCAGCGAAGCAGAACAUGUCAAUACCAGAUCCAGAGACGCACGCUGACUUCCUCAAGUAUUCCGCCCACGUGAGUUUCGAUGCUGACACAGCUCACAAGUUCCUGCGCCUAACAGAAGAAAACAGGAAGGUGACUAACACCACACCCUGGCAGCAUCCUUAUCCCGAUGUACCUGAGCGGUUUGAGAACUGGCGCCAAGUUCUGGCCACAGAGAGCUUCUACCUGGGCCGGCACUACUUUGAGGCAGACAUCAGUGGUGAGGGCACACACAUGGGCCUGACCUACAAGAGCAUCGAUCGCAAAGGCAGUGAGAGCAACAGCUGCAUCACGGGAAACGACUUCUCCUGGUGUCUCAAGUGGAACGGACGCACCUUCUCUGCCUGGCACAGCGGUGUGGAGACCCCCCUCAGUGUGGAGAAGUUCACUCGUGUCGGGGUGUAUGUGGACUACACACGAGGCCUCCUGGCUUUCUACGGCGUGGAGGACACCAUGACGCUCAUCCACGAGUACAAGGCAGAGUUCCUGGAGCCUCUUUACCCAGCCUUCUGGUUGUCCAAGAAGGAGAACAUCGUCGCCUUGGUGGCACCUGGGGAACCAUUACGGCUCAAGAGCCCCUCUCCUCCCACCUCACCUGCAAAUGGAGCUGUUAUUCCAUAAACAGCAGCACAGCAAUGAAUAGAAGUCAGUUGUUCUUCAGUGAUUCAAGUGACAAUUCAACAAUAGGAGAGUACUGUUGCAUAAAAUGUUAACAAUAGACUUAUUAUAAAUGAGACAUGCAAAUAUGGAAAGUCUUACCUUAAUAAAUUUGUAGAUUAUUUUUGUGGUAAAACUAAUAUGAUAAACUGUGUAUCUGUUGGACUCAAGUCAUAUUUAUAUUCCUGUGUAUGUUGUGGACUACUGUUACUGUACUUUUCAUCACACUGUGAAUUCAGAAAAUGUCCUGUAUGCAAAUAAAAUAUUGUUACUUCA
Lates calcarifer (barramundi perch) is the source of this 2690-nucleotide messenger RNA. RefSeq names its product tripartite motif containing 16 (gene trim16). Gene Ontology annotation, molecular function: protein binding; zinc ion binding. Lineage: Eukaryota; Metazoa; Chordata; Actinopteri; Centropomidae. The record is from RefSeq and is a predicted model, not a curated record.